CUGUUCAGCGUGCUAGCUACUGGGAAUUUCCAUCCACAGUCCUGCUAAAAUGGGGAAGAUAAUCUUCUACGAAGACAGAAACUUCCAAGGCCGCUGCUAUGAGUGCAGCGGCGACUGCGCCGACCUUCAUUCCUAUUUCAGUCGCUGCAACUCCAUCCGUGUCGAUAGUGGCUGCUGGAUGCUGUAUGAGCGUCCCAAUUACCUGGGUCAUCAGUAUUUCUUAAAGAAGGGAGAAUAUCCCGACUACCAGCAAUGGCUCGGAUUCAGCGACUCCAUCAGGUCUUGCCGCUCUCUUCCCCAGCAAAGAGGACCACACAAACUGAAGAUCUACGAGAAGGAAGAAUUUAGAGGACAGAUGCUGGAGGUUUCUGAAGAUUGCCCCUCUGUGUUUGAGCUCUUCAAAUACCAUGACAUCAACUCCUGCAAUGUUGUUGAGGGCCACUGGAUCUUCUAUGAGCAACCAAACUUCAGGGGAAGGCAAUAUUUCCUGAAGCCUGGGGAAUACAGACGCUUCAGUGAUUGGGGUUCCCUCAAUGCAAGAGUGAGCUCCUUCCGAAGAGUUCUUGAUGCCUGCUAACUUCAUUACUAAAAGAUUUUAUCCUCUUCAUGAGAUAAUAAACAACUGAAGCAAAUAA
Molecule: messenger RNA, 635 nt
Organism: Pelobates fuscus (common spadefoot toad)
Lineage: Eukaryota; Metazoa; Chordata; Amphibia; Anura; Pelobatidae
Product: gamma-crystallin 2
Exons: 3
Coding region: 50-577 (175 amino acids)
Biological process (GO): visual perception; lens development in camera-type eye
Molecular function (GO): structural constituent of eye lens
Source: RefSeq, a predicted model, not a curated record